GAGCCAGAAAGACUAAAUAUGAAGAUAAGGCUGUCUUUGGCAGCGGUAGCCCUCCUGGCUGUACUAGUAACCUGGGUCGAUGCUCAAGAAGUUCAACCCCCCUCAGACUUGAAAUUUAAAAUUCUCAAUGAGAACACGGUACAAAUGUCAUGGAAGGCACCAUUGUCAAGGAUACAGGGCUUCAGAAUACAAGUGGUCUCUGACACAGAUGAACCGACUAAAGAGCUAACACUCCCUGCUUCCAGUACACAGACUUCUAUAACAGACCUGAGUACCGAUCUAAAAUAUGUUGUCACCAUUACUUCCUAUCUUGGAGCAGUGGAAAGUUUGCCCAUCUCUGGCGAGAUUACAAUCCAGGCAAGCAGUGGUAGUGGACCUUCUAGAAAACCACAGACGGCACAUUCAGUUAAGUGCACUGCGGGUGCCAUCGCAGACCUGGUCUUCCUGGUGGAUGGCUCCUGGAGCGUAGGCAGGGAGAAUUUCAAAUACAUCCGCAGCUUCAUCGCGGCGAUGGCGGCUGCCUUCGACAUCGGAGAGGACAAGACCAGAGUGGGCGUGGUGCAGUACAGCACAGACACCAGAACGGAGUUCAACCUCAACCAGCACCUCAAACGAGGCGAGCUCCUCCGAGCCAUUAACAACUUGCCUUAUAAAGGUGGAAACACCAUGACAGGCGAUGCCAUGGAUUUUCUAUUAAAAAACGCAUUUACUGAGGCUGCUGGAGCCAGGCAGGGGUUUCCCAAAGUGGCCAUGAUUAUCACGGAUGGAAAAUCUCAGGACCCCGUGGAAGACUAUGCCAAAAAACUCAGGAACAGUGGGGUUGAGAUUUUUGUCUUGGGGAUCAAAGGAGCAGAUGAGGAUGAACUGAAACAAAUGGCCUCCUCUCCUCAUAGCAAACAUGUCUAUAACGUCCCAAACUUUGACUUGAUCAAAGAAGUGCAGCGUGCUCUCAUCAGCCAUGUCUGCAGUGGUGUUGAUGACCAGAUGCACACCCUGGAGAGUGGGGAAGAAUUGGUGGAACCGGCCUCAAACCUGCACGUCACAGAGAUAGCCUCUAAGUCCAUGAGAGUGAUGUGGGAUGCCUCCUUGGGGGAUGUCACAGGUUACAAAGUCCAGAUGGUCCCGAUGUUAGCGGGCAGCAAGCGACAGGAGCUGUAUGUAGGACCCAGUCAGACCUCUGUGACUGUGAGGGACCUGUCCCCGGAAACGGAGUAUGAGAUCAGCCUAUUCGCCCUGAACGGUCUGAUGCCCAGCGAACCCAUCAUGGCUAUGGAGAAGACCCAGCCAAUGAAGGUCUCUGUAGAAUGCUCACUCGGUGUGGAUGUACAAGCAGAUGUUGUUCUCCUGGUUGAUGGCUCGUACAGCAUAGGAUUGGCCAAUUUCGCCAAAGUGAGAGCCUUCCUAGAAGUUCUGGUGAAAACCUUCGACAUCGGACGAGACAAGGUCCAGAUCAGUCUGGUUCAGUACAGUAGAGACCCACAUACCGAGUUUGCCCUGAACACGCACAAUGACCUCGACGCUGUGGUCAAGGCGGUACGGACGUUCCCAUAUAGAGGAGGCUCCACAAACACGGGGCGGGCCAUGACCUAUGUUAGGGAGAAGAUAUUUGUCUCAGCCAGAGGGGCGCGAACCAACGUGCCACGCGUCACGAUCCUCAUCACGGACGGGAAGUCCUCAGAUGCCUUCAAGGAUCCGGCCACGAGACUGAGGAGUACCGAUGUGGAGAUCUUCGCUGUGGGUGUCAAGGAUGCCGUCCGCUCAGAAUUGGAGGCCAUUGCUAGCGAGCCGAAGGAAACCCAUGUCUACACUGUGGAGGACUUUGACGCGUUCCAGAGGAUAUCCAAGGAAUUGACGCAGUCCAUCUGUCUGAGAAUUGAGCAGGAACUUCUAAAUAUUAAGAAAAGGAGCUUAAUUGCACCAAGGUCGCUGACGUUCUCAGAGGUCACAUCCAGGAGUUUCCGGGCCAGCUGGCUCUCAAACAGCACGAACGUUCUGUCCUACUUGGUGCAGUUCAAAAAUGCAGAAGACCCAAAUGGAGACUAUGUGUCCAUUUCAGUGCCUGGGGACACUUUAACCACUGUCCUGCCCCACCUCACACCCCUCACCAGAUAUGAGGUGAAUGUCCUCGCUCACUAUCUAUUGGGAGAAAGCUAUCCUUUGACAGGAGAGGAGACCACAUUAGAGGAACAAGGGUCGGUGCGGGGCCUCAGGGUGUCGGAGGAGACGACAGACAGUUUCAGGGUGUCGUGGGAUGCGGCCCCAGGGGCGGUAGUGAGGUACCGCCUGUCCUACGUGCCGGUCAGCGGGGUUACGCCGAGACUGGAGACUACCACCUCUGGCCCCGAGACCAGCAUCGUGCUGCGAGAGUUGCAUCCCUCCACCAAAUACCGUGUGACUGUCUCCCCCGAGUAUCAGUCAGGCCUGGGAAGGGAGAGGCAAAUUGACGGCACCACUAAAGAAGUUCGCUCGCCUCCGACUAACCUGCUAGUCCGCGAUGAGACCAUGUCCAGCAUGCGGCUGACCUGGGAUCCGGUGCCAGGCAACGUGCUGCAGUACCGUGUGGCCUAUCAGCCUGUGGUGGGAGGAGAGAGGAAGGAGAUCUCUGUGAAGGGAAACACCCCGGCUGCACUGCUGAAGAACCUGCAACCCGCCACUGAGUACGACCUGUCCGUCACCGCCCGCUACUCCACCGGCCUCAGUGACCCGCUGAUUGGACGAGGGACCACUCUCGAGGCGUUGGGCUCCCCAAAAAACCUGGUCACGAAAAAUGUCACAGACACCAGCUUUGGGGUGUCCUGGACAGCCGCCCCUGGUAAUGUGCAGCGGUACCGGGUGAUGUGGAAGUCUCUGUUCACCGGAGAGGCCGGGGAGAAGGCCGUCCCAGGGCAUGUUACUGACACUGUUCUGAACAGGCUCACUCCAGAAACCCGCUACCAGGUGUCUGUGUACGCAGAGUACGGUCAUGGAGAAGGACAGCCGCUCGUCGGAGAAGAGACCACAGACGCUUCGGCGGGUGCCAAAACUUUGGCUGUGUCUGAGGAGACAGAGAGGAGCAUGAAGGUAACAUGGCAGCCAGUGCCAGGCAAAGUGGUGAGCUACCGGGUAACGUACCGACCCAAGAUGGGAGGGAAACAGCUGGCGGCCAAGGUGCCGGGAAACAUCACCUCCACGGUCCUGAAAAAGCUGCAGCCCUUGACCACUUAUGACAUCACGGUGCACCCGAUCUACAAGCGAGGAGAAGGAAAAGCAAGGCAAGGAGUAGGAAUGACACUUUCACCUUUCAAGGGUCCUAGGAACCUCCUGACGUCAGAGCCAACAAAGACCAGUUUUCGGGUUAGCUGGGACCCAGCCCCAGGGGAUGUGCGAGGGUACAAAGUGACGUUUCACCCCAGCGAGAACGAUGUAGACCUCGGCGAGCUGCUCGUUGGACCGUACGACAACACAGUGGUUCUGGAAGAGCUCAGAGCUGGCACAAAGUACUCUGUGAAUGUGUUUGGAAUGUUUGACGGAGGACACAGCAUGCCAUUGGCUGGAGAGGAGAAGACCACCCUCUCUGACGCACCUGAGCCCCCACCCAUCAAUCUACCAGAGAUCAAAUGUAAGACCAGUGCCAAAGCAGACAUUAUUCUGCUAGUGGAUGGCUCGUGGAGCAUCGGGCGUCUGAACUUCAAGACCAUCCGCGCGUUCAUUGGUCGCAUGGUGGGCGUCUUCAAUAUUGGCCCAAACAUGGUUCAGAUCGGCUUGGCUCAGUACAGCGGUGACCCCAAGACCGAGUGGCACCUGAAUGCUUACAAAACCCGUAAGGAAUUGUUGGAUGCUGUGGCCAACCUGCCAUAUAAAGGAGGCAACACAAUGACAGGCCUUGCUUUGAACUACAUCCUCCAGAACAACUUCAAACCCAAUGUGGGACUGCGACCUGACUCUAAAAAGAUUGGUGUGCUUAUCACUGAUGGCAAAUCUCAAGACGAAAUUAUCGCAAACUCUGAAAACCUGCGGAAGGAGGGAAUUGAGCUGUAUGCAGUCGGUGUCAAAAAUGCGGAUGAAAAUGAAUUGAGGUCCAUUGCCUCAGACCCUGAUGAUAUCCACAUGUACAAUGUGGAAGACUUUUCCUUCCUGCUGGACAUUGUGGACGGACUCACCGACAACCUGUGUAACAGUGUCAAAGGUUCAGGUGGCCCGGAGCCACCCACCAACUUGGAGACCUCUGAGGUGACCCACCGCUCCUUCCGCGCCACCUGGACUGCACCAGCAGGGUCCGUGGAGAAGUACCGGCUGGAGUACAUGAUUGCGGCCGGGGGGCCUACUCAUGAGAUGUCUGUCGAUGGAACAGUGACCACUGCGGUCCUCAAUAACCUGAAUCCUCUGACCGAGUACAUUGUCAAAGUUUUCGCUGUCUCCGGGGAUGUGAGCAGUGAGCCAUUGAAAGGCACAGAAACCACCCUGCCAGUCCCCAGUGCGAGGAACCUGAGGGCUUUUGAUGAAACCACCACCACCAUGAAGGUCAGAUGGGACGCUGCUGCAGGGGCCACCGGCUACCAGCUGCUUUACCGUGCAGUCAACGCCACUGUUCCCUCAGAGGAGAAGGAGGUGCGAGUCGGGGGAGGAGUGACCGACGUCCAGCUGGAACAUCUGUUCCCCAACACAUUGUACAGUCUCUCCCUCAUUGCCCUCCACGGAGAAGAGGCCAGCGACCCCCUGAGCCAGAACGCCCUGACCCGGCCCAUGCCACCUGCGGGCGAGCUGAGGAUUUCCGGUGUCACCCACAGCUUCAUGAAGCUCAACUGGGAUGCCGCCCCGGGCAAUGUGCGCAAGUACAUCAUCACAUAUAAACCAGAGGACGGAGACGCCAAAGAGGCUGAGGUAGAAGGUCACAUAACAACGUUGGAUCUUCCUGGCCUCAUCUCCCAAACUGAGUAUGACGUUGCUGUCACACCAUCGUACGAUGAGGGAGAAGGCAACCCAAUGCUUGGGCAAGCUGUCACGGAUGUUGUUCCUGCUCCGAAAAACCUUCAGUUUUCGGAGGUCACCCAGACCUCUUUCAGGGCUACCUGGGAACAUGGGGCACCUGAUGUUGCCCUCUACAAAGUUUCCUGGGUGAAAAAGGGAGAGCAAAACUGGGAAACUGCCAUUCUUAACAGUGAUGAGACCACCCUUGUUAUGGAAGAAUUGGAAAAUGAUACUCCAUAUGAUGUGACGGUCUCUGCCAUCUACCCAGAUGAAUCAGAAAGCGAGGACCUCAUGGGCACUGAGCGGACAUUGUCAAAGAGCAGUAAGCCUGUGAUCAUGGGGGCCCCAGGGAAAAUGCACGUGUACAACGCCACCACCACCUCCCUGUCGGUGAAGUGGGACCCCGCCCCGGGCCAGGUCAAGAACUACCAGAUCACCUACGUGCCAGUGGCUGGGGGAAAAAACAUGACCACCCAGGUCGGAGGGAAGAAGACCAACAUCCUUCUCCAGAAGCUUACUCCUGACACACAAUAUUCCAUUCAUGUGGGUGCAGUCUACGCUACCGGGGGCCCAUAUACCAUAUCUGGUGCAGGAAAGACAAAUCCUUUUGGUGGAGUGAAGAAUCUGCAAGUUACAGACCCAACCAUGACCUCUCUCAAUGUACGCUGGUCACCAGCUGAUGGGAACGUGCGACAGUACAAGGUCAUCUACGCCCCUGCGGCAGGGGGUGAUGAGACCAUGGAACAAGUGUCUGGAAGUGCAACCACUACUGUUCUGAGAAACCUUCAUCCAGACACAGUCUACACAGUGUCAGUGGUUCCUGUGUAUCCUGAAGGAGAUGGGCAACGUCAGUCAGAAAAUGGAAAGACAAGGUCUUUUAGUGGUGUGAAAGAUCUGCAGGUUACAAAUCCAACCAUGACCACUCUCAAUGUGCGCUGGUCACCAGCUGAUGGAAACGUACGACAGUACAAGGUCAUCUACGUCCCUACGGCAGGAGGCCAAGAGUCUGUGGAUGUAGUGCCUGAAAGUGCAACCACUACUGUUCUGAAAAACCUUGUUCCUGACACCAGCUACACAGUGUCUGUGCUUCCUGUGUAUCCUGAAGGAGAUGGGAAACGUGAAUCAGAAAAUGGAAAGACAAAGCCUUAUGGUGCAGUGAAAAAUCUGCAGGUUACUGACCCCACCAUGACCACUCUCAAUGUGCGCUGGUCCCCUGCUGAUGGGGACGUGCGGCAGUACAAGAUCACCUACAUUCCUGCGGCAGGGGGCGAAGAGUCCGUGGACCAUGUGACUGGAAGUACAACCAAUACUGUUCUGCAUAACCUUCAUGCAGACACAGUCUACACAGUCUCAGUGGUUCCUUUGUAUCCUGAAGGAGAUGGGAAAAGCCAGUCAGAAAACGGAAAGACAAAGCCUUAUGGGGGAGUGAAAGGUCUCCAGAUUACUGACCCCACCAUGACCACUCUGACUGUACGCUGGUCACCAGCUGAGGGCGAAGUGCGCCAGUACAAGCUCAUCUACGUCCCCGCUGCAGGGGGUGAUGAGAUUACGGAACAUGUGUCUGGAAGUGCAACCACUACUGUUUUGAAGAACCUUAAUCCAGACACAGUCUACACAGUUUCACUGGUUCCUGUGUAUCCUGAAGGAGAUGGGAAAAGCCAGUCAGACAAUGGAAAGACAAGGCCUUUGGCUGGAAUCCGGAACCUGCAGGUCACUGACCCCACGAUCAGUACGCUCAACGUGCGCUGGGAUGCCGCCCCAGGGAAUGUUCGCGAAUACAAGAUCGUCUACACUCCUGCUACUGGGGGCCCCGACAGCACGGAAAGAGUUUCUCCAAGUACAACCAACACUGUGCUGAGGAAUCUCCUGCCAGACACCCUCUACACUGUGUCGGUUUUGCCUGUGUACCCAGCAGGAGAUGGCAGACGCCAGGCUGAAAAGGGAAAGACAAAGCCUUUGGGCGGAGUACAGAACUUGAAGGUCACUGACCCAACCAUCAGCACGCUUAACGUGCGGUGGGAGCCGGCUGCCGGGAACGUUCGCGAGUACAAGAUCAUCUACGUUCCCGCCAGUGGCGGCGAUGAGCUCAUGGAUCAGGUUUCUGGAAGCACAACCAGCACCGUUCUGCAAAACCUCCGUCCAGACACAGUCUACACGGUGUCCGUGGUGCCUGUGUACUCUGCAGGAGACGGCCAAAUCCAAUCUGACAAUGGAAAAACUUCGCCCUUGGGGGGAGUCAAGAACUUGCAGGUGACGGACCCCACUAUCAGCACGCUCAACGUGCGCUGGGAGCCGGCUGCCGGAAACGUGCGGCAGUACAAGAUCAUCUACGUUCCUGCCACAGGGGGCACAGAGAGGACGGAUUACGUUUCUGGUGGGACAACGUACACGGUUCUGCGGAACCUUCAGGCGGACACAGUUUACGCAGUCACCGUUGUGCCUGUGUAUCCCGACAUGGAGGGAAAGCCACAGUCUGAAAAUGAAAAGACAAAGCCCUUGGGCGGAGUAAGAAAUUUGCAGGUCACCGACCCCACCAUCAGCACGCUGAACGUGCGCUGGGAGCCAGCUGAGGGGAACGUGCGCGAGUACAAAGUUCUCUAUGUUCCUGUCCCAGGGGAUGUUGAAGACACGCAAAUGGUCUCUGGAGGAGCCACCAGUACUGUCCUGCGCAACCUGCAGCCAGACACAGAAUAUCGGGUAUCGUUGGUGCCUGUGUACCUUGACGCAGAAGGCAAGAAGCAGUCUGAAAACGGAAAGACAAGGCCCUUGGGUGGCGUGAAGAACCUGCAGGUCACCGACCCCACCGUGAACUCUCUCAGGGUGCGCUGGGAACCCGCGGAAGGAGACGUGCGCCAGUAUAAUGUCUUCUACGUCCCUGCUGCAGGGGGCCAAGAGUCCAUGGAGCAAGUCUCCGGAGCGACGGUCAACACAAUCCUGAGGAAUCUUAAGCCAGAGACCUUGUACAAAGUCUCAGUCGUUCCAGUGUAUGCGGACGUGGAAGGGAAACGACAGUCUGAAAAUGGAAAGACAAAACCUUUGGGUGGGGUGAAAAGCCUGCUGGUAACAGACCCCACCACAAGCUCCCUCAAGGUGCGUUGGGAACCAGCGGAGGGCAACGUGAGGCAGUACAGGCUUUUCUACGUUCCCACUAAAGGCGGGGCUGAGGACAUGGAGCAGGUCUCUGGUGGCACUACCACCACUGUUCUCCGGAACCUUCUCUCGGACACACCCUACACCGUGACGGUGGCGCCUGUGUACCCAGAGGGAGAGGGGAAGCGCAUGUCCGAAAAGGGAAAGACACUGCCGCGCACCCCACCCAGAAACAUCAAGGUCUACAACCCCACCCCCAACAGCCUGAACGUGCGCUGGGAGCCUGCCACCGGGAAGGUGCAACAGUACCGUGUGGCCUACUCGGCCCUGACUGGAGUUCGGCCAGCCAGUUUUGUCCUGGUUCCUGGAAACACACACAACGCCUUCCUCGAUUCACUCAUUCCUGACACACCGUACUCAGUGGAUGUCGUGCCUCUGUACGCCGAUGGGGAGGGAACGGCUGUGAAAGGAAACGGCAAAACCCUACCUCGCGGUGGGCCCAGGAACCUUCGAGUCUUUGGGGCCACCACCAACACUCUGAGCAUUGCCUGGGACCACGCUGAGGGGCCCGUCCAGCAAUACAAGAUCGCCUACGCCCCCCUGACUGGGGACCCCAUCACUGAAUAUGCUGUCGUCCCUGGAAACAGAAACAAUGCCAUGCUGCAGAACCUCCAGCCCGACACCCCGUACAACAUCUCCGUGGAAGCCAUUUACACCGACGCAGUCGGAAAGAAGCUGGCUGGAAACGGACGCACACUUGCCCUCCUGGCGCCCCAGAACCUGCGUGUCACGGACGAGUGGUACACCCGAUUCCGUGUGCAUUGGGACCCUUCGCCCUCCCCAGUACUGGGAUACAAGCUGGUCUACCAGCCCACAGAUAAGGACGAGACCUUGGAGGUGUUUGUGGGUGAUGUGACCUCGUACACCUUACACAAUCUGCAGCCAGGCACUCCCUAUGAUGUCAAGGUGUUCGCCCAGUACGAUGCAGGGAUGAGUGGAUCUCUCGAUGGACAGGGAACCACACUGUACCUCAAUGUCUCUAAUGUUGAGACGUUUAAUGUUGGCUACGACAAAUUCUGCGUCAAGUGGACACCACAUCGGGCUGCCACCUCUUACAGAAUCAAGCUGAACCCUCUCGACCCUUCCAGUAAGGGCCAGCAGGAAAUCACCAUCACUGCUGCCAAGACUGUGUACUGCUUUGACGGCCUCUCUCCUGACGCCUUGUACAACGCCACUGUGUUCGUCCAAACCCCCAACCUGGAGGGACCCGGGGUCAGCGCCAAAGAGAGAACCCUUGUGAAGCCCAGCGAGCCACCAACUGCAGCCCCGACCCCUCCCCCUCCUCCCACCAUUCCUCCUGCCUGGGAAGUGUGCAAAGGCGCCAAGGCCGACGUGGUGUUCCUUAUCGACGGCUCGUGGAGUAUUGGCGAUGAAAGCUUCAACAAAGUCGUGCAGUUUGUUUUCAACACCGUCGGAGCCUUUGAUAUCAUCAGCCCAGCAGGAAUGCAGGUGUCUUUCGUCCAGUUCAGUGACGAGGCAAAGACGGAGUUUAGGCUUAACACUUACCAUGAUAAGGGCAGCGUGCUGUCAGCUCUUCAUCUCAUUCGCUACAGGGGGGGAAACACCAAAACAGGUGUUGCUCUCAAGCACAUCGGUGAGCGGGUCUUCACAUUUGACAAUGGAAUGAGACGGAACGUUCCAAAGGUUCUGGUGGUGGUCACUGAUGGACGUUCUCAGGACGAGGUUCAGAAAAGUGCCUCCAAACUGCAGCAUGCUGGUUACAGUGUGUUUGUUGUUGGUGUUGCUGAUGUGGACUACGCCGAGCUGCAGAACAUUGGAAGCAAGCCAAGUGAAAGACACGUGUUUAUUGUGGAUGACUUUGAUGCCUUUUCAACGAUUCAGGAUAACCUUGUCACGUUUAUCUGUGAAACAGCAACUUCCACUUGUCCAUUGAUUUACUUGAAUGGGUUCACGUCGCCAGGCUUCAGAAUGCUUGAGGCAUUCAACUUGACAGAGAAGACCUACGCUGCUGUAAAAGGAGUUUCAUUGGAGCCCGGCUCUUUCAACAGCUACUAUUCAUACAGAAUCCACAAAAAUGCAUUUUUGACACAGCCCACUACGGAAAUUCACCCUGACGGACUGCCGCAGGCUUAUACCAUCAUCCUUAUGUUCCGUCUCCUCCCCGAUUCGCCAACGGAGGCGUUCGACAUAUGGCAGGUGUCUGACAGCGGCAACAAGCCUGAAGUCGGAGUUACCGUUGAUCCUUCAAGCAAAGCAAUAUCCUUUUACAACAAGGAUACACGGGGGGAGAUCCAGAGAGUCACCUUUGAUAAUGAGCAAAUCAAGCAGAUUUUCCAUGGGAGUUUCCACAAGCUACACAUCAUGGUGUCCCCCAAGAGCGUCAAAUUGAACUUCGACUGUCAGGAGGUGGGGGAGAAGGAGAUCAAAGCGGCUGGGAACACCUCCUCAGAUGGCUAUCAAGUCCUGGGCAAAAUGUCCAAGUCAAUGGGCUCGAAAGGAGACUCGGCAACAUUCCAGCUCCAGAUGUUUGAUAUUGUCUGCAGCUUGGGUUGGACGAGCAGAGACAGAUGCUGUGACCUUCCAUCCCUGAGAGACGAAUCCAAAUGCCCGCCCCUUCCCAAUGCUUGCACAUGUGCGCUGGAGAAUGUGGGACCGCAAGGACCCCCUGGGCCUGUGGGCGUGCCUGGUACUAAAGGUCCACGAGGGGAGAGAGGAGAACUGGGUCCGCCUGGUGCCAUUGGCCCACAUGGAGAUCAGGGAGUGCCAGGCCCAAUGGGACUUCCUGGCCCACAAGGCCCCAGUGGCAGGUCUAUCCCAGGAGAUGCUGGUCGCCCUGGACCUAAAGGAGAUCCUGGUGACUCUGGACUACCUGGGCAGAAAGGCCCACCUGGUACAGCUGGGUCGGUUGGCCCUAUUGGACCAGCUGGAGUACGGGGACCCCCUGGAAAGGAGGGACCAGCUGGAUCCAGAGGCCCGCCAGGACCAAUGGGACCUGCUGGACCUCCUGGAAUGAUUGGACCUUCAGGAAAACCUGGGAAACCUGGUGACACAGGGCCUGCGGGAUCAACUGGUGUAAAAGGAGAUAAGGGAGACAGGGGAGACUUUGCGUCCCAAGGCAUGAUGAGAUCCAUAGCUCGUCAAGUUUGUGAACAGCUGGUCAAUGGUCAAAUGGGCAGGGUCAAUCAGAUGUUGAACCAGAUUCCCACGAAUUACCGUGCCAACAACCCCGGUCCUCCUGGUCCCCCUGGUCAACCUGGAAAUCAAGGUCCUCGCGGAGAACCGGGCCAAGCAGGCCGAACUGGCUUCCCAGGAAGCUCAGGCCCACCUGGUCCCCAAGGAGAGCGUGGGCCGGCUGGAGAGAAGGGUGAAAGGGGAAGCGCUGGUAUUGGACAGAGGGGUCAAAGAGGAUCAUCUGGACCUCCUGGCCCACCAGGGGACUCUAGGGCUGGCCCACCAGGCCCUCAAGGUUCUUCUGGGUCCCGCGGACCUCCUGGCCGCCCCGGCAUUGCAGGGGUCAGGGGGCCACCUGGUGCUCCUGGGUACUGCGAUUCAUCGCAGUGUGUAGGCAUACCUUACAACGGACAAGGGUACCAAGACCCGUACCGAGCUGAGCCUGAAUCCUACGUAGUUCCAAUACCCGAAGAAGAGGAUUAUGAGACUGACUUCUCUCGAAGGCGCCGUCGAAAGAGGUCACUACCAAGAGAGGAAUCAGUAAGGAUAGCUCCAUAAAAAAGAGGAAUACGUUCUGUCAAAAUAAUUAUUUGUUGUUGUUCACAUAAGCUUCUGAUAAGGUACGUUCAGACUAGAUAUUGGGGUUUGAUACCUCUUCGUUAUUUGGCCAAAACGUUUUACAUAUGUGAAAUGGGGGGUGGGAGGGGAUUUAAAACUAAAAUCUAAUUUCAAAUUUCUUGAAAAUCUGUUAGCUUUCUAUCUUUUCCCUUAUAUGUCCCGCUUGUAAUAUAACAGCAUUAAAUGUCAUACAGAAUCCAAUGUUUAACGCACUCAUCGUGUAAAGAUUGGCAUUCAAAGAUGCGAGGGCAUACAGCAAUGAACCACACAGAUGUUUCCGCUUUUAUUUAUCACACAACUCAUUAUAAAGGUCUAUGUUGUUAUAUUACAAUGGUAUAUUUUGCCCUUUUUCUCAUUGUGAAGUGGAUCUUUCUUCUGCCUUCAGUUUUCCAGACUUCAGUACAGCAGUUAAACAUUGCUUCCAUGUUGUUAUUUUAGUCUAAAUAUUUAUCAGUUUUAUUAUACCAAUUCACAGCUGAUUUUACCAAAGGUGGAAUUGCAUGACUGUGGUGUAUAUUUAGUACAUUUUUUAAUCAGAAUAUAGUUGUUGUUGUUUUUAUCGAUAUCUAAUGCAGUUAGAAUUUGUUUGCAAGACUAUGGAUAUAGAAUUGCUGUAUCAUGUUUGUAACUGCAAAUUGUGAAUUUCACAGCCUUAUUUUCUUAUUUAUUUCUGAAACAGGAGAGGCAUUUUUCAAUAAAACUACUGAAAAUAUA
Molecule: messenger RNA, 12561 nt
Organism: Conger conger (European conger)
Lineage: Eukaryota; Metazoa; Chordata; Actinopteri; Anguilliformes; Congridae
Gene: col12a1b
Product: collagen, type XII, alpha 1b
Exons: 83
Coding region: 19-11787 (3922 amino acids)
Molecular function (GO): protein binding
Source: RefSeq, a predicted model, not a curated record